Molecule: messenger RNA, 4923 nt
Organism: Girardinichthys multiradiatus
Lineage: Eukaryota; Metazoa; Chordata; Actinopteri; Cyprinodontiformes; Goodeidae
Product: complexin-2
Exons: 4
Coding region: 333-734 (133 amino acids)
Biological process (GO): regulation of neurotransmitter secretion; synaptic vesicle exocytosis; neurotransmitter transport
Cellular component (GO): SNARE complex; terminal bouton
Molecular function (GO): syntaxin binding
Source: RefSeq, a predicted model, not a curated record
AGACCGAGCGGACAUAUGCUCUCUCUCCCGUCUUGGAGGAGCUGAGAGGAGGCUGUGAGGUAAUGGUGCGCAGGAGGGGGUGUUGGUGGUGGCAGUGGUGGAGAGAGAGACGGGAUAUAGGACGGGCAUCACACAGAGGUUUGGCUGCAGACUCGCCGGGAUCCCUUUCGCCACCUCGCCCUCUCCAGAAGCAUCAGAGAGUUGUUUGACGUUGCAACAGAAAAAGAAGAAAGUGAGGACAACUGGGACAACGAGACACUUUCAGGUUUGGUGGCUACAUGUUCAGUGUUUUUUGGCUUUGAGAGAAACGACUCUACUAAGCAGCAGGAACCAUGGAUUUUGUAAUGAAGCAAGCUUUAGGUGGGGCCACUAAGGACAUGGGUAAGAUGCUCGGUGGGGAGGAGGAGAAGGAUCCGGAUGCAGCUAAGAAAGAAGAGGAGCGACAGGAGGCACUGCGGCAACAGGAGGAAGAGAGGAAGGCCAAACAUGCACGCAUGGAGGCAGAGAGGGAAAAAGUACGGCAGACCAUCAGGGACAAGUACGGCUUGAAAAAGAAGGAGGAAAAAGAGGCAGAGGAGAAAGCUGCCAUGGAGCAGGCCUGUGAGGGGUCACUGACACGCCCGAAGAAGGCAAUCCCGAGAGGCUGCGGAGACGACGAAGAGGAUGAGGAGAGCAUCCUUGACACUGUCCUCAAGUAUCUGCCUGGACCUUUACAAGACAUGUUAAAGAAGUAAAACAAAAAAACAAGGCAAAUCAAACGAACCCUAAAUUCAGGGUCCGUUCUGGCCUGGGCCGGGCUGCAGGGCAAUGGGGAAGCAGGGAUUUUUGUGUCGGGGACCUUGGGUGGAGAUUGUAUGUCAGGUGGGUUUGAUUGUAGAUGUUUGGGUUGUAAAAUUCGUAGAAAGCAAAACGGAUCUGGGAGGUGGGGGGAGGGGGUUCUCAAACAUUUAAAGGCUGCACACUGCCUUUGUAGAGACAUUUAAAUUUGUUCUUUUCUAUUCCACCAGUUGCAUUAUUUGGAUUAUGGUUUUGCUGCAUUAUCCUUUUAACUGCCAGGUAGAGCAUGUUUGUUCUUUUUCUUACUUUUAUUUUCUAUUGAUUUAGAUUAAAGAAUUUGUCACAUUCCUAUAAUGGAGGACAACAUUCCACGGUGCACACAUUUUUAAAGAGCACUGCCACCAUGUUUUCCAGCAAGCUUCAGUCAUCAUAGUGGGCGUUUUCUACUUUUACAAGCCUGAAGAAGGUCUAUAAAUGACAUUUACUACAUUAGACAAGUUUUUAGGACAUGUGCCUUCAUAUCAUCUCCUCUUGCAGUGAAGUCAUAAGUGAGGGUUUAAUUUUUUGAGUCACGUGUAGUUUAAUGACAGUUUUGCAAUGAUCUAUUUUGUGUUAAGAUGGGUCUAUUUUUCCCACUAAGUUGUUCAGGAAAUCCUAGAAGAGACCGUUUUGUGUUACAAAUAAAUUCCCAACAGCUUAUUAGACUGCCAUAACAUAAAGAAAAAGCUAAAUUCAACAUCUUAAUCAAGCUAAAGACUUGGAAAUUUGAUCAGGCAAUAUUAAGAUGUUCAAACAGAUCUUCCACAACCCUUUGAGUAAUUUUUUUAUGUCUUGUUUAACAGAUAAAAAGAACCAAAAACAAAGUUAUCAUGAUUUUAUCUGUCUGAUACACUUAGACAAUCAAACAGCUCACCACUGGGAAACUGGAGGUUAUCACAUCCUUACUCCUGUCACUGAUGUAAUGUAAAUGUAUCAGGCAAUGUCUGUGAGUACUGUUUAUUUUAUUUUGUUGCAAAAAUGUAUUUAGUGCAACCAAGAUUGUUAUUUUUUGAUGCUCACCUCGACUGAAGCUCAUCGACAUCAAGACCAAAGAAAUCCUGGUGAGAUCUCUCUGUUUCUUUCGUCGCCACGAGUUUGCGUCCAGCAGCUGAUUUCCUUACAAGCGUCAGGCUAGCUGGUGCAAAACCUUGCCGUACUUUGUAGAAAAACAAAAUUUAGGCCAAACCGGAGGGGAACGGGAGGGUGAGUUGUUGUAUCUCACUUGCUGAAGAGCUGAUAGUACUUCACAUUCCUGCAAAAUAUCUUAGUGAUUCGUCACAUUGUAUUUGAGUAGAUAUACUGUAAAUCAGCAACAGUCUCUAUUUAGUGACAGUACCUGAAUAUGUGGACAUUCAUGGGUAAAAAGAAGCAUGUUGGUCAUUCCUAAACAACCUGAUGGCGAGUCAGUGUUUAGUUAUGCAGCAGUGUGUGAUUAAUACAUUGUUCCACAAGUUUGUAACUUAGAAUAAAUUUAGAGAACUAUAGGACUGCUGAUAAAGCUGCACACUGUAAAACCUCUUUCUUUAUUUUAUUCAUUUUCUAGCUCAGAUAGGACUUUUCACUAGACAAAGCCAUAUUGUUUAGAUUGCAAUAAUUAAUUAACAUUAUAAACAACAGUAUAUUUCAACAUUAAAGCUGUCUGAUAUUUGUUUUCUGUUAUAAAAUUAGACAAAGGGUAUUUCCAUUUCUGUUUGUAAAUCUUCACCACUAAACUAACUUGUGUACUUGACGUAUACACAUGAAAAAAAAAAAUCCAUUGUUAGGGGUUGCUCUGUGUACAUGUGAUGUGUAAGUGUGUGUGUGUUUAUAUAUGUGUGUCUGUCUUUCUACAUGUCUGUGAUGUGAGACCUUGUUGUUGAUUCAUGUAGUCCUUGUUUAAACUGUAAAUGUGUCUUUGAGCUAUAAUGUGCACAGGAAGAAGCUGAUGAGGUCUCCUAGUUGUGCCAUGUCUGAGGAAAAAAAAGAUACUCAACACAUUCCUUUUAAAUAUUGAGCAUGCAAGUGUUUGAUAGACAAGAAUAGACCAAAUGUCAAACACAAAAAAAUAUGUCUUUAAUCUUGAGUUGCUGCUUCUGUAGGAGUCUCCAGGCAACAGAAACUGUGCAUUGGAUCCAGAAAAUCUGCUUUAUCUUGGGCUCAAAGAGUCUUUGAUGUACUUUCCUUCUUGACAGGCAUAUGCACAGAUGAAAAUAACCACAGUAGAAAUACUUAUUGCAAAAUGUUACAUACACUUCAAAAAAAUGCCUAAAAGCAACACUAUUACAGUCAAACUGUUUAGAGUUGCAUGAGGAAUGGACUUCCCCUUGGUUGAUCUUUUACUACCAGUUGUUGAAGACAAGCAGCUUUUUCUCUACAGUGACCUCUACUAAUUCAAAUUAGAACUGUAGUGAGAACCACGCACCUGACGUUUCUGUAUCAAUGGCAAAAUAUUUUAUCCAAAGACCACAACUAUCUCACAAAAGGACCUAGACAAAAGUAUAAUUAAGUCUCAAAGCACCAUUUCAUGGCUACUGUCUGGAAACAGUAGCCAACAUCCACACAAACUUUCUUCAAAUCUUGGAUGAUCUGGGUUCCUCUUCCAUGCCCCUAGAUCUUCCGUUCAUACCUUAGAUUUUCAAUUGGAUUCAAGUCUCUUGAUUGGCUGGACCAUUCUUCUGAAGUUUUCUUGGAUGUUUGAGAUCAUUAUUUCACUGAAAAACCAAGCCUUGUUUUAUUUUCAGAUUCUUAUCAAGAAGGUCCUGAUAUAUUUCUGCAUUCACCUUUCCUACAAACGUAUACAGUCCGUGUGUUGAAAGAAAUCCCCAUACUAUGAUGUUCCCAACUCCAAGCCCCCCCGCAGCUGCUUUGCUUGGAAAUCCUUAAGUAAACCUACAUAUCAAAGUUAGGAAAAAGAGAUUAUGAUGACCAUUUAUCAUUGGCCCUUUGUGGAAAAAACAGCCAUACAUCAUCUGUAUGUAAAUUAGUCUCUCAGCGGGACUCAUCACAAGGCGUUACAGCAUGUGAACUGCCUUUGAAAAGGGCUAUUACCACAUCAUGUAUAUGUGAGGUUAGUGUUGAUUUUGUGUUUCAUCUGUGCUCAUCCUGACCUCAUUCUGGUAUGCAAGAUAUAAAAAAAAAAAAAACAGAGUAGUGUUAAAGCAAGGUACUUUUCUUUUAUGGUUAGAAAAAAAAUAUGUUACAUGAAACAAGUGUGUUUUAAUAGGACAGAAGUAGAUUCAGGGAACUGAGAGAUAAAAGGUUCUGUGUAGGACAGGGAACGAAGCCCAGAUACAUCAACUCCCUACUGACAUUCCUCUGAAACAUCCACAAUACUGAUGUGAUUAUUUGGAUGGAAAAGUAGAACCAGAAAGACUGGAUUGUCAACACAUGUUCUGUUGUCAGGAGCCCCAAAAACGAAUAUUUAAAAACCGCAGUUAAUCUUCAACUAGUCAACUAGUCAUCAAGCAACUAAGUUGGAGAGCAUUUUGUAGAAUGAAAACAAAUCUCCAAAUAGGUUGGGCUUUUAUAGAAGAUGUCACAACAUUUGUCUUAUUUCUAACAUUUUGAUAUAAACUUACUGCCCUGCUGAAUCCUGCAAGUAAAUGAUGAAAGUGCUCAGUAAUCACCAUGUUUACUCUCCCAGUAAAGAAAGGAGACAUUCUGAUGAACUCUUGAGCUAAUCUGAACACAUUCCAGUCUUUGUUGGCAUUUGCACUAGAAUAUGUCAUAAUUGUUACACUGAUGACUUUUUUGGCAUCUUCAAACCACUCUUGUACUAUUGCCAUCUGCAAAUGAUGAAGUUGAAAAGCAGAGCAAGUGAGCAGUUUUUUUUUUAGAAUUUUUCACAGGCAAUAUGUGCUGGAUUUAAAAUAUUUAAACAUAAUCCCCUGAAUGUAGUUGCUUUGGACUUUCCUUUUCUCUUUUUGUUUUUCAUUCAGGGUGAAAACCAUGCCAUGGUGAAGAGAUUAAGAAUGUAAAAUAAGAGUAUACUGUGUUUUUCUUAAAUGCAUGUCAUGUACUCAAUGUGGAGCCCAAUCACUGUAAACUGCAUCAUUAAUGUAACUGAAUCAUUCUUUUUGGAAACUAAAUGCAUUAAACAAAUAAAAAGCAAGAAGGUUUAUAAAAAUC